Messenger RNA from Cadophora gregata, 5096 nucleotides. RefSeq names its product phosphate system positive regulatory protein pho81, variant 2 (gene PHO81). Gene Ontology annotation, molecular function: phosphoric diester hydrolase activity; protein binding. The transcript has 8 exons. The coding region runs from base 929 to 3970 and encodes 1013 amino acids. Gene Ontology annotation, biological process: lipid metabolic process. The record is from RefSeq and is a predicted model, not a curated record. Lineage: Eukaryota; Fungi; Ascomycota; Leotiomycetes; Helotiales; Ploettnerulaceae.
CUCAGGUGCCCUGCCUGCCCUGCCUCGCCUGCCCAUGCACCCUGCAUCUGCAUCUGCAUCUGCAUCUGCAAUAAUAUUUCUGUUUGUCUCUUCUUACAGUACUGUAGCAUGCUGCUGCCGCUGCUACCCCUCACUAAGACCUCUUCGGUUUUCCCGCUGGACGACGAUUCGGGAACUGUCACUUGAGGACGCUGCGAUAUCCGUACCUUAGUGUCAACAGGAAAACAGACGAGGCGAGACCGAGACCGAGAACCUCUCUUGAGACGAAACAAGAGCAACUCUGCGCACCGCACCGCACCGCACCGCUCCAUCCACCUCGUCAACCAGCUCCAUUCCAUUCUCUAUCCAUCGUUGAACCCCCACUUGUUGCCCACUGCAGACAGCUUCUACUGUAUGCAUGCAGGGCUAGGCCAUCCCUAGUACUGAAGAGCACAGUGCUCCGACGCUGGCCAUCCACUCGCCGGAGCCACUAGAGCGAGCCUCACCUGCCAACGGAAACGUCACAUGCGGCCUGGAGCUCGUUCGCACUGUCAGUCUGGCGCUCUACUGCACUGCGACACGACCUUCCCUCACCUAACUUACCUUACCUUACCUUACCUUACCUUACCUUACCUUACCUUACCUUACCUUACCCUACCCUACCCUACCCUACCCUACCCUACCCUGGACCCUCAUCCCACCUUCUGACCUCCAAAACUCGGAUUCGACGUCAUAUUGGACUUCCUGAGCUGCUUCUUUAAACUCUGUUUCGCAGUGCUGUCCUGUCCUGUCCUUCCAAUAGUCGAGUCCAGACCAGUGAGCAUGAACACCUGCAUGUGACCUUAUCUGCUACUGGAUUGUUGAAAUACCACUUCUUCCCUCCCCUUCUUUUGCAAGCUCUCGCUCGUUUCCAGCCCCCGCAGGGCUCUGCGGGUGCCAACACCGCACCAUGAAGUUCGGCAAGCAGAUUCAGAAAAGGCAGCUCGAGGUCCCGGAGUAUGCAGCAAGCUUCGUCAACUACAAGGCGCUCAAGAAGCUCAUCAAAAAGCUUUCUGCGACACCCACUCUCCUGGCCCUGAAUGAUGUCCACCGCUCGGCGGGUAUCGUCGAUUCUCAAGCGGCCUUGCAGGCUAACAAAGCAUCUUUCUUCUUUCAACUUGAGCGUGAGUUAGAGAAAGUCAAUGCCUUUUACCUUCAGAAGGAGGCCGAGCUCAAAAUCAGACUUAAGACUCUUUUGGACAAGAAGAAGGUUCUUCAGUCGCGAAAUCAAAAUACAUCUAGACGCUCCGCCAAGUUUACGACCCUUGAGGAAGGCUUCCAACAGUUCGGCAACGAUCUCAACAAGCUUCAGCAGUUCGUCGAAAUCAACGGAACUGCAUUCUCGAAGAUUUUGAAGAAAUGGGACAAAACUUCUAAAUCGAAAACAAAGGAGCUCUACCUUUCGCGCGCCGUCGAGGUUCAACCAUUCUUCAAUGCAACUGUCAUCAGUGAGCUGUCAGAUCAAGCUACUACGAGUUUACAGGAGCUUGGUGCGUGGUCUGAAGGCGAUAAUGUGAGCUUCGAAAGGAGUCCGGACCACAUUGUCAGUAGCCAGCAUCUGUUGGGGACUGACGAGGGUGACGCCGAUACGCUCCUACUCGAGACAGUAAUCUCUGGUAAUAUUGAGCCUCUCAAAGACCUUCUGUUGCGAUUAAAAACUGCCGACCCGAAUGGCUCCCGAGACAUUGCUCUGCUAGAGCGGAUAACUAGGACAUUUCUCGCAGCAAUCAACGAAGGACCAUUGGACUCAUUACAACUUUUGUUGGACACUGGACUGGUCGAUGUGCAAUCCGAAGAUGAUAUCAACGAACGCAACUGCCUCCAUCAAGCAACUAUAUAUGGUAAUGCGUUUGUCUUAGGAGUCGGACUGGAAAAAGGUGUCGCCGUGAACCGAACUGAUGUGUAUGGACGUGUUCCAUUACACUAUGCGUGUAUGCACGGGCGCCUGGAUAUGGUUGAAGCUUUGUUGAAUGCGGAUCAAUCUACCAUCGACCUCAUCGACCACGACAACUUUACGCCACUGAUACACGCCAUCAUCCAUGGACACUUUGAAUGUGCUGAGAGACUCCUGGCACGAUCUGCUAGAAUCGACCCCACAUCUGAUGCAGACCAUGUUCCGCUGAAUCUGGCCUGCGAGCAUGGUUCGGUUGCUAUUGUCGAACUUCUACUCAAGCAUGGCGCCAAUAUUCUCCCAGAUGCCGAAGGUUUAUAUCCACAGCAUCUCGUUGCCCGUUCAGGACAAACACCGCAACUUCUUCUCCUACUAAAGGAGUACGGGGCAAAUCUCAACCAAAUCGACAAGCUGUACUCAUGGACACCUAUUUUCCAUGCCGCAAGCGAAGGCAAUGUACCUUGCAUGCAGACUCUACUUAAUGUCGGCGUUCAAACGACCAUCCUGGAUGAAAAAGAACUCUCCGCUAUGUACUACGCAGCAUGGGAGGGCCAUUUAGAGUGUAUGAGACUCCUCUCUUCGAUACCCACAGAUGUGCGAGGUGGUCGGAAAACAUCACAAACAACUGCCCUUUUGACUGGGAGCAGUGCGCCGGCUCCUAUGAGUCUGGAUGUCGAUGCCAUUCCCGAUCUCGAAUUACCACCCCCCAUCAUCCCACUUCGACGAUAUGGUCACAACUUCCUCGAUACGAAGACCUUCAUUCAAAUCAGUUUUGACGAGAACGGCGAUCAACCGAUGACCUUCUUCCACGACAGCAAAUAUCCUGCAGCCCGUCUCACCAUUUCUUCGAAACUAUCCGAUUUAAUACCGAAGAACAUUUUACUUCCGUUUCAAGAAGAUACCCGCCUCGUUUCCUUCCAAGUUGAUAAUCUAGAUUCUUUUGCCAUCGACUUCGAUGUAUUCCCUACAUAUGGUGCUAAAGUCAUUGCGAAAACGGUGGCACUCCCAAGUACUUUCCGAGCACUGAUGAGCAGUUCCGGCCAUUGCUCUCUACCUCUGUUCGACCCCAGACUAAGAGCCAUCGGACAGAUCACUUUCAACUUCCAAGUGAUUAAACCAUUCCGAGGGAAGCCUUUGGAAAUUACCGACUUCGAAACUUACUGGAAGGCCACCAGCCAGUUUGACCAUAGACCGAGUGCUUUCAUCACUGGGUCUAGUUUGUCAGGGGAUUAUGUCCUGCUAUUUGUGCAGCAUACUUGUGACGGAGUGCCAGUUCUCUGGCCGAGAUGGACCAUGGACUACAUGGACAUCGAGUUUCCGGUCAGCAGGUUGACAUAUGCUCAGUUUAUCAGUGCCAGUUCACGUCACGCAAACAAAGCCGGAGAUCUAUUAGACCUACCAAAUCAGCCACUCGAAAGUAUCGCUGAUGUGCACCGCGUGCUAUCGAAUUCUGCAGUCUCGCUGCAAGAUGCCCUAGCACUUCUACCCUCAGGGAUGCACGUCAAUCUACAGGUGUUGUAUCCAUCCGCGGAAGAAGAGAAGGCAUUGCGACUUGGUCCUACAGUGAACAUCAACACAUUCGGCGACGCAAUUCUAGGAGUCGUGUUUGACCACGCGAGGACAUUGCGAGAGCAAACCCCAGAUGCCACGAGAUCCAUCGUCUUCAGCUCGUUUAACCCUACAGUGUGCACGGCUCUAAACUGGAAGCAACCAAACUACCCAGUCUUCUUGUGUAAUGACUUGGGCCGCGAGGGUGAAUCGGCACCUGCAUCUUCGGUUCUGAGUAGUGGGAGAAGAACAACGUCCAUCAAGGAAGCCGUCAGAAUAGCUCAGAAUAACAAUUUCAUGGGCUUGAUAUGUUCUUCCCGGCUACUGGACAUGGUACCAGCAUUGGUCGAAGCAAUCAAAGCACAAGGUCUCGUACUCGUUAUAGACAAAUCUGCAGAACAACAAGUAGACUUUGGGAUCUUAGAUGAUCCAUUCCCGAGAUUACCAGAAGGUAUUGAUGGAGUUCUGAAAGCGAAUGGUGUGUUGCGGUUCAACGAAAGCAUUGAUAUGUAAGGGGUGGAAUAAGAGAAGAUAAAAGUUUGCUUAGCUUUAUCUUAGAAUAUGCUCGUACAAAGAGCGCUGAAAUCUUGUCUUUGUUGUCGUCCCAACAAGUGUUUGAAAUUAAGCGAGUGAUCAUUGUGAGGGAUGGAUGACUUGGCUACGUGGCGCUGCGAUGAGAUUGGAAACUAACCUAGUACAAUCUAUGUGAGGUGAUUGUUGUUUCAAAGUAGGUAAAUGAUAUUGCUGAUGUGAUUUCACUUCAGGGACAGAAAUGAGGACAAUUUCAACACAGCUCACAUCUGGAGGCAUGCACAAUGGAUCAGCCUUUCUGCUUUGCAAAGACUGAGAAUCCAGAACCACCGUCGCAGUAUCUAGAGGCACGUAUAUGCCAACAUAACAUCAUAUCAUCUUCACAUGUCAGACUCCAUACUCCUCGCAAUACGAGACAUUCCCAUGACUAUCAAAGUCUCUUCUCACGCAACAAUGUUCACCACCCUACGCACCCUUCAACUCAUAUCUUAAACUCCCCAGCUCUCCUUCGGGAUCCACACCCCCCAUAACCCACUUUGCCAACACCGUGACUCCCCAAACACCUGCAGGUAGCCACUCAAACCCCCACCAAAGCCCGCUUCCACUUCCACCCGCCUCCAACCUCCUCCCCACGACACCUCCUAAACCAACAAGCACAACGCACAACCCGCAGUUCAACAAGGGUAAGUACUUCUCGACUGGUCCGCCACCGCCGCCAGCUUGCAACAUUGCUGCUUUCCUUGAGGCGAGACUGCGAGGCGCGGAGGAGGAUGAGGAGGAGCUGUUGAGUUUAUCGAGGUAUUGGAGGCCUGUGAUGUGAGGUGGGAGGAUGUGGAUCAGGUAGGCUGUAGAGAGCAACGAGGUUAUGCUAAGCAGUGAGAGGAGUGCUGUGUGGGGUGUGAAGAGGGUGCGGAUGUAUGGGAGUGUGCUGAGGAGGGAGAUGGCUAGGAGGAGGAGUGAGUAUUGGGCGUUGCGGGUUGCGUUAUCUUGUUGCAUUGUUUGGAUGAGAUGGUCUUGUUCUGUUGAUACAUUAGCAGUUUGAUUAUGAACUCGCGGUGUGCCUUUGCUAUAUUUGCUCUGCUUCGAAUUAUGUGAAGGUAUUGUAAGA